GGGGAGGGAAACUCCCACAGUCAAUCCGAGCUGCGCUCCAUCGAACAAUGCUUACUGGCCACGAGGGUGGGCAGCAUCUCUGAACUCAGUGACCUCGUGACCAGAGCCAUGCACCACCUUCAGCCGCUGUACCUGAAGAAUCACAGCAACGGGACCCCACUUCACCACAAGAGCUGCAUGAUUCACUGGGCGCCUGAAGCGAUCUACACACUGUGCUACUUUAUGCACUGCCCGCACAUGGAGUGGGAAAACCCCAACGUUGAGCCCUCCAAGGUUACCUUACAAACAGAGAGGCCGUUUAUUGUGCUGCCGCCCCUGAUGGAGUGGGUGCGAGUGGCUGUGGUCCACACUGAGCACCGGAGAAGCUUAUCGGUGGACAGCGACGAUGUUCGGCAGGCUGCCAGGUUGCUCCUGCCCGGGGUCGACUGCGAGCCGCGCCAGCUCCGAACGGAUGAUUGCUUCUGUGCCUCAAGGAAACUAGAUGCUGCCUCCACUGAGGCAAAGUUCCUGCAGGACUUGGGCUUCCGUAUGCUCAGCUGUGGACGCACGGACCUGGUAAAGCAGGCUGUCAACCUGCUCGGGCCAGAUGGAAUCAACAGCAUGAAUGAGCAGGGGAUGACCCCGCUGAUGUACGCUUGCGUUCGUGGAGACGAGGCCAUGGUACAGAUGCUGCUGGAUGCAGGAGCGGACAUUAACAGUGAGCUGCUGCUGGAUGCCAAAGCUAACGUGGAGGGUUCCCUGCAGGACGGGAUGGAGAACUACACAGAGACCCCGCUGCAGCUGGCGGCCGCUGCAGGUAACUUUGAGCUGGUGAGUUUGCUGCUGGAGCGGGGGGCCGACCCCAUGAUAGGAACCAUGUACCGUAACGGCAUUUCCACGGCUCCACAGGGAGACAUGAACUCCUACAGCCUGGCCGCAGCGCACGGACACAGAAAUGUGUUUCGCAGAUUGUUAUCUCAUACGGAUAAAGGUAAAGGCGACGUGUUGUCGCUGGAAGAGAUUCUGGCCGAAGGUUCAGAGCUAGAGAGUAAAAGCUCAUCUCAAGUUGACCUAAUCCGAAGUGGGAAGGCCAAACUUAAAGCUCUAAAAGAAGCCAUGUACCACAGUGCCGAACACGGACACGUUGACAUCACCAUCGAUAUUCGGAGCCUUGGGGUGCCAUGGACAUUACACACUUGGCUUGAGUCUCUGCGUACGUGUUUCCACCAGCACCGCCGACCUCUGAUCCAAGGUCUUCUCAAAGAGUUCAGCUGCAUUGAGGAAGAGGAGUACACCGAGGAGCUCAUCACGCAUGGCCUGCCUCUGAUGUUUCAGAUCCUCAGGGCCAGCAAGAACGAAGUGAUCAGCCAGCAGCUGUCUGCCAUCUUCACUCAGUGUUAUGGUCCUUAUCCCAUCCCCAAACUGACGGAGAUCAAGAGGAAGCAGACAUCACGACUGGAUCCUCACUUCCUGAACAACAAGGACAUGUCUGAUGUUACCUUUUUGGUUGAGGGGAAACCCUUUUAUGCCCACAAGGUCCUGCUCUUCACAGCAUCAAACCGAUUCAAAACCCUUCUAGCAAACAGACCGUGUGGGGAAAACACAUGCAUUGAAAUCAGCAACGUCAAAUAUCAUAUCUUCCAGCUGGUAAUGCAGUACCUUUACUUUGGAGGAACAGACGCGCUGCACAUCAGGAGCACAGAUAUCAUGGAGCUAUUGUCUGCAGCCAAGUUCUUCCAGCUGGAAGCUCUCCAGAGGCACUGUGAGAUCAUCUGCUCCAAGAACAUCAACAAUGAAACCUGCGUCGAGAUCUACAACCACACAAAGUUUCUGGACGCUCCAGACUUGGCGUCCUACAUAGAAGGCUUCUUCCUGAAGAACAUGGUCAUCUUGAUUGAGCUGGAGCCGUUCAAACAGUUGCUGUACGAUACGCUUCCUGACAGCCCGGGCAGCGACAUCCUGCAGGCCUUGGAGAAAACCCUGGCCAUCCGGAUCCAGUCCAUUCACCUGUCUUCCUCCAAAGGAUCCAUUGUCUGAACUCUUAGAGAUUUUUCCAUAGCUUAAGAGCAAACAUUUUUUAUUUCGAGCAGCAUUUUUAUUUAUUUUUUAGUCCUAGUUUAAAAUGCAACGCACCCCUCGAAACUCUAUAAGUUACGAUCAACUGCUUUCUUACAAAGAUGCUCGGCUCUCCCUCAAGGCUAUCUUUCUGCGCUCAGAUUGAAUAUUCCUUGUACAAAUGUUGCUUCCCCAUGUUUGCAUAUAUCAUCAUCAUGUUUAUCUGUUAUUGCAACUUUUGUAGAUUUCAGUGAAAUUUGUCCUCUAACACUGUGCGGCGCCCGGGGAGCAUUCUGCAGCUAACGGUUUUGCUAAGUGCCAGAGAGUGGCAGUCUGUGGGAUCUGAACUGGGGAACUUGCAGCUUCCCUACAGCGCCCUUCUCUAAGCCACCAUCUCGAGCUUAAACCUUCUCCCUGUGCAGGACAAACAUGCAAACUCAAGUCCUUCCUUUUGAUUCUUCUUGCUCUCUCGUGGCUCGAAGCAGUGACUCUGCGGUGUUCCAGCAUCAUCCAGCGUAUGAAAAACAAGAGCGUCCCAAAGAGGGUGGUGAAAUCACUUUCGCGCGCCGUUCUUCUAUUGGCUGGAACUGUUAAUAGAUGAAGUUGUCCCAAGCAGAGAGGAAAGACUUGAGAGAGUCUGAGCGAGAGGAAAGGGAGGCGAACGGGAGGGGAGAAUAUCUGUGCGAGAAACGUUAAAUGUGAGUGCAGAAAACGUAGUAUGGAGGCUGAGCGGAGCACAUUUUUAAGCAAGCGUUGUAGUUUCUGAGUGUGAGAGGGCGAGCUUAACGUCGCUGACUGAUCGUUAAGGAAUCUUGUUCCUAAAUUGAAAAUGCAUUCUCGUUUAUUUUGGGGAGAAAAAAAACAAAACAAACGUUUUCAGGCUCUCCUGAACUUUUUUUGAACCCAGAAGCGGGGAUGAUUGAUAGUAGAAAGAUCAGAGACACAAAACAAAGCAUCUGCGUGCUUAGAUCAUUUCCAGUUAAAAAAAAAAGGAAACCUGGAAGUGACAGACCUUUCAUGUUAUACUCUUUGAUCUUCAUCCGUCGCUAACAUUCUGCUUUUUUUUUUUUUUUAUAUCCUAGCACAGAUGGUAACAAGCCUGUUUACCUUGUUGAUAUACGUCUACUAACUCGUCUGUCAAAUGGUAGUUGUAUUAAACCUCAACUUGCCAAUAGCAAAUCAAACGCAUUUGUGAGAGCUUCUGAACACACGGCUCGAUAGGCAACGUCUACAUAAUGUGAUAAGCCAUCAGAAUAUCCCUAUAUAUGAGGAAGAACCACUGCCUCGUCAUUUUGUGAUUGUUCGCUGAAAUAUUACAACCUGUACAGAGAGGAUCAUUUGUAUAUUUAUGUGUUAGAUCUGUUCAGAUUACCCUGUAAAGCCAAACAAAUCUAGAAAAAGACAAAAAAAUAUAUAAAAAUAACGAUGUGACUGAAGAAACGGGACUGGGGAAAGAGGAAUUUUCUGUCCUCAAUUGCUUUGUACAUUUUGUUGAUAAAUCAGAGAUAUUGACGAUGUAAGUUAUUGUAUAUACCCACAUAUUUUUUCUCAUGUGUCUUACUAUUAGAUAUUGCUGUAAAAAAAAAAAGGAAGAAAUUUGUUCAUCUUAUAAACAUAAAUGUCUAUAAGUGUUGCAUGUCCGAACUUAAGGAGCAGUUUCACGGUUGGGCAAUCGUCUUCUGUCAUUGGCUUGGGUCACGAUUAAUGUGUCGCAGUGAAAUAAUGUCUUUGUUUUGUUUCCGAGAAGCUGCAGGGGUGUUUAUUUGAACAAUAUACUACAGCCGGGUUUUUUUUUUUUUUUUUUCAUUCCCAGAGAAUUUUCUCUUAACUUCAUCUGCCGCGGGCCCUUAUCUUUGAUUCUGUGUGAAGAGGAGUUUUUGAGGGCAGCCCUGUUGUUAUUUUGUUCUCUGCAGCAAAAAGGUCAGCUCUCAGCUGGUAGCAGGUUUAAUGUACGAUCCGGCAGUUAUCAUAGCCUGCAACCCGUGACAAAAAUAAAGAAAUUAAACACUUCA
This is a messenger RNA of Fundulus heteroclitus (mummichog), 4046 nucleotides long. Its product is annotated as ankyrin repeat and BTB/POZ domain-containing protein BTBD11-B. The record is from RefSeq and is a predicted model, not a curated record. Lineage: Eukaryota; Metazoa; Chordata; Actinopteri; Cyprinodontiformes; Fundulidae. The transcript is spliced from 15 exons. Bases 109 to 2016 code for a protein of 635 amino acids. Gene Ontology annotation, molecular function: protein binding.